Galeopterus variegatus (Sunda flying lemur) is the source of this 1939-nucleotide messenger RNA. Its product is annotated as NADH dehydrogenase [ubiquinone] 1 alpha subcomplex assembly factor 5. The transcript is spliced from 5 exons. Gene Ontology annotation, biological process: mitochondrial respiratory chain complex I assembly. Lineage: Eukaryota; Metazoa; Chordata; Mammalia; Dermoptera; Cynocephalidae. The coding region runs from base 39 to 515 and encodes 158 amino acids. The record is from RefSeq and is a predicted model, not a curated record. Gene Ontology annotation, cellular component: mitochondrion.
AUUAUAUUUUAAAACCAGAUGGAGUGUUUGUUGGUGCAAUGUUUGGAGGCGACACACUCUAUGAACUUCGGUGUUCAUUACAGUUAGCAGAAACGGAAAGGGAAGGAGGAUUUGCUCCACACGUUUCUCCUUUCACUGCUGUCAAUGACCUAGGACACCUGCUUGGGAGAGCUGGUUUUAAUACACUGACUGUGGAUACUGAUGAAAUUCAAGUUAAUUAUCCUGGGAUGUUUGAAUUAAUGGAAGAUUUACAAGGUAUGGGUGAGAGUAACUGUUCUUGGAAUAGAAAAGCCUUGCUGCACCGAGACACGAUGCUGGCAGCCUCAGCGGUGUACAGAGAAAUGUAUAGAAAUGAUGAUGGAUCAGUACCUGCCACAUAUCAGAUCUAUUACAUGAUAGGAUGGAAAUACCAUGAUUCACAGGCAAGACCAGCUGAAAGAGGUUCCGCAACAGUGUCAUUUGGAGACCUAGGAAAAAUAAGCAAUCUUAUGUCACAGGAGAAAAAAUCACAAUAAAUAUUUUAUUCAGUGUUAAUGUAGUCCAGAAUUUUCAUCAGAAAUAGGUAGCUUUCACAUCUAAAAUUAUUAUAUUUUGAAGCAAGGAGCAAUCCAUAAGCUAUUUACUGACAGGCUUUUCAAAUAAUUAGAAUAGCCCAAUACCACAUCUAUAUUUAGUAACCAUUUCAAUUUCACAUUGUUUCUGUUUUCAUAAGAAUGCUGUUAUCUAGUGAUUUGGGUUUCUUAUUUGUAGAUUCUGCCUAAAAGCAAUGAAAAUAUUUCCCUGAAAAAUCCACAAAUAUGUUAACAUAUAAAUGCCUGACUUGAUGGGAAAACAUUACUCAUGCUGACAUUUUGUACCUUUUUCUCCUUCUGGUCUUUUGUUAUUUCUGUGAGAGGACCGCAGCAGUGGAAAUGAGGGGAGGAACAAGUUGGUAGGUUCUUUAGAGUUCUGGCUCAUCUAGAGUGAAAACAGACUUUUUGUAAUGACUACUGUAAGGUACUGAAGGCAAAAUUAUUUGUCACACUGUCAUCAUCUUUGCCUUGAAGAGGAACAGAGGAUUAUGUAAUUUCUCCAGAGCUAUUCUGUAGUUUUGGACUUGAGAACAUGUAUCUUUAUUGAAUCCCUGCUCAUCUCUCUUCUUAAAGCAUUGGCAUUCUGAUCUUAUUUCUUGACCGCCAUGGUUUUAUGCCCCACCCUACCUUAGGGGAGAAGAAAAUAUUUUAAAGAAUUACAGAGGCAAAAAUCACGUGUCAAAGUCUCUGCACAGUGAUUAAAUGUGCUAUUUAUUGUUAGGCAUUUCUUUGUAAUUUCAAGCCUUUAGCACUAUUAUCCUAAUCCCCGUUUAUCAUACCAUUGUCAUCUAGUAGGGUUCAAAAUUAUUUGGAAACCGUCCAGCUCAGACAGCUUAGAACAGGUGAGAAGAAGAUGGAUGGAUGAUAGGCAGGAAGCAGGGACAAAGCUGGGAAGUGAAAGAGCGAGCGCUACGUCUGUUUCUCCAGUAGUGGUGACGUAUGUGCUGUCCUUUUCCUUUAACCUGGGCUGGCCCUCCUCCCCCUUAGCCUGGGUCAUUAGGAUAGUGUUGCCUCUUUCCUCAGUCCCUCUCUUCUGCCUUCCUCCCCUCCUUCCACCGCACUAGCACCAAGCUCUUCGUGGGAAGGUUGUAUCUUACCCCAUGCAGAGCAUGGUACUUUGCACAUAGUAGACACUCAGUUCCAGUUUGAAUUGAAUUAAACCAUCAAUUAAAUCAUGUUUUCGUGAAAAAUAUGUCAUUUCAAAGUCUAAGUUAUAGUUAAAAACCAAGAUUUUGUAGGAGAAAAAAAAAUUACCAUUCUUAUUCUCUUCAGUUGGGAAAAUCAUUGAUAUUUGAAAUUGGGAUACUCUUGGAAACUUUUUUGUUUUGUUUUUACACAAAGUAAAAUAAAGUACCUAUGAAGUAAAA